Messenger RNA from Plutella xylostella (diamondback moth), 3907 nucleotides. It is a transcript of the gene Zn72D, whose product is annotated as Zinc-finger protein 72D. The record is from RefSeq and is a predicted model, not a curated record. Gene Ontology annotation, molecular function: zinc ion binding; single-stranded RNA binding; double-stranded RNA binding. Gene Ontology annotation, cellular component: precatalytic spliceosome. NCBI's taxonomy places the organism in Eukaryota, Metazoa, Arthropoda, Insecta, Lepidoptera, Plutellidae.
AUCCCAUCACUAUUAUGCACCGCCAUAUUUGUUGACCAUAGACCAAGACGCCGGUCUUUUCCGCCUUGACGCGACUGUUGUUUCAACGCGGAAAAUUGGUAAAUGAUGGCAGCAAAUAACUAUUUUGGGUUUACUCACGGAGGAACCCAAUACGGCGCGGCCACUGGAGCCGCGUACGGGGGACAGACAGGGUACGCAGUAGCGCCGGCGGCGACUGCUGCCACGUACGGCACCCAGCGCGCCGCGGCCACAGGCUACGACACUGCGUAUCAGGCGGCAGCCGCCACUCAAGCAGCGGCGCACGCUCACGCGCACGCGGCGGCGGCGGCGGCCUCGGCCUACGACGCCAGCAAGAGCGCGUACUACCAGCAGGCGGCGGCGGCCUACCCGCACCAGGCGCACGCCGCGCCGCCGCAGCCCGCCGCUGCCUACGACGCCGCCAAGCCGCAGUAUUCCACUACACCUACUUACGCUCAGGUAAAUGAUGGCUAUUAUACUUACAAAACUAAUCAGGGCACGGCUCGUGCUAACACGGCCGCGAAGACUUACGGUGGAGUGUACACCGCCACCACAGCAACUACUUCGUACCCCACUCAAGCUUACACCGCGCCUGCCGCCCAAACUGCUAAUAAGACGGGUAACCGCGGCAACACUGCGUACGACACGGCGCUGUACAACGCCGCCACCAUGUACGUGGCGCAGCAGAACAAGACCGGCGGAGGCGGCGGUGGCAGCGGCUGGAAGUACAACAAGUCGGGCGUGGGCGCGGCGGGGCAGCAGCGCCGCCCCAAGCCCCCGCCCAAGGCGCAGCAGCUGCACUACUGUGACGUGUGCCGCAUCUCCUGCGCUGGACCACAGACCUACAAAGAGCAUCUCGAAGGCCAGAAGCACAAGAAGAAGGAGGCAGCAGUCAAACUCGCUGCCGCUGGGGCUGCCAUCCAGGGCGGGCGCACGGGCGGCGGCUCGUCGCUGCGCUGCGAGCUGUGUGACGUCACGUGCACGGGCGCCGACGCCUACGCCGCGCACGUCCGCGGCAUCAAGCACCAGAAGGUCGUGAAGCUGCACACGAUGUUGGGGAAGCCGAUUCCGUCCACCGAGCCGACUAAGAUUGGAGCCAAAAAGACGGUCGCCGGCGCGCCCAAGAUCGCUUUCGUGGCGUCCGGCGGGCUCAGCACUGUGGGCACUACCGAGGGCACCCCCGCAGGCGAGGUCAAGGACGAAGACAAGGAGUCUGACGGCGAGCCCGAGCCCGAGGUGCAGCCCGUCGGCCAGGACUACAUCGAGGAGAUCAGGGGAGACGACGGCAAGGCGCUCAGCUUCAACUGCAAGCUGUGCGACUGCCGGUUCAAUGACCCUAACGCUAAGGAGAUGCACAUGAAGGGCAGGCGCCAUCGGCUGCAGUAUAAGAAGAAGGUUCAGCCCGACCUGGUGGUGAACGUGAAGCCGUCCAUGCACCAGCGCAAGCUCGCGGAGCAGAAGGCGCAGCGGAUGCUGGUGCGCGAAGAGCUGUGGGCGCGCCGCCGCAUGCACGAGAACAUGGAGGAGGAGGAGCGCGCGUACUGGGAGGGCGGCGCGGAGACGUGGUGGCCGCGCGCGCCGCACCACCACAUGCACCCUGGCAUGGGCAUGGGCUACGGCGGCGCGCGGCGCCCGGAGACCUCCGACGACCGGCACGUGGCGGCCAAGCACGCCGCCAUCUACCCGGCCGAGGCCGAGCUGCAGCUCAUCCAGCGAGCCGUGAGCCACACGGAGCGCGCGCUCAAGGCGCUCAGUGACGCGAUGCAGCCACCUAGCAAGACCAAGACUCCGGCGGCGCCGGCUGCUAAAGUGACGGUCAAGCAAGAGGAACCUAACAAGGAAGAGAAACCAGAAGGCAAGGAAGAUGGCCGCGAUAACCAAUUGUUUUCAUUCAUGGGUGAAGGCGAGAACGUCCCAGCGGGUGACGCUGCGCCGCCCCCGCGCGCGCUCAAGGGCGUCAUGCGCGUCGGACUGCUCGCUAAAGGGCUGCUGCUGAAGGGCGACCGCGACGUGCGCCUGGUGGUGCUGUGCCACGACCGCCCCACCGUCACGCUGCUGAAGCGCGUCGCCGCCGACCUGCCCGUGCACCUCAACAAGGUCAAGGGUCCGGGCGACGAGCCCAAGUACAAGGUGGAGCUGCUGCCGGCGGAGGGCGCGGUGCAGGUGUCGGACGGCUCCGUGCACGUGCUGGUCAGCCUCACCUCCGCCGUCAUGCGCGAGCCCGCAGAGGGCGGCGACAUUAAACGCGACGACAAGGACGUGCUUCCGCGGCAGAAGUGUCUGGACGCGCUGGCCGCGCUGCGCCACGCCAAGUGGUUCCAGGCUAGGGCCGCCACGCUGCAGUCUUGCGUGAUCAUCAUCCGCAUCCUGCGGGACCUGUGCCGCAGGAUCCCCAACUGGACGCCGCUCAACCCCUACGCGAUGGAGCUGCUGGUGUCGGCGGUGAUGCAGUCGGCGGGCGCGGCGCUGUCGCCGGGCGAGGCACUGCGCCGCGUGCUCGAGGCGGUGGCGGGCGGCUGUCUGCUGGAGCACGCGCCCGGCCUGCGCGACCCCUGCGAGAAGGACUUGGUGGACGCGCUCGGCAACAUGCCGCCGCAGAAGCGUGAGGACAUCACGGCGUCCGCGCAGCAGUUCCUGCGCCAGGUCGCCUUCAGACAGAUCCACAAGGUGCUAGACAUGGAGCCGCUCCCGAAGACGGCCAAGACGCACACGGGCCCGUGGAAGUUCCCGCGCAAGCGGAGGCGCUCCAACACCGAUGCCGAGGGAGACACGCCCAACGGCGAGGGCAAGGUCGUGAAAACUGAAGAGAAGAUGGACGCCACUGAGAACGGUGCUGCCGCCAAGGCGAAGUAAUCCGGUGGCGCAAGCAAUUUAACUAUUACUAAUCAUAGCUUUUUUUAAUCAAUUUUAUCAACUCUUUAUCCCCAUUUUUCGGUAACAAAUCUCAUUACAUUGCAAAAUGUAUUGAAAUCGAAAACUUUUGUUGUAAAAAACAGUGGAUGUUGGUAAAAUUAAUUGAACUUGCUUUACUAUACGAUAAUAUAGAGUUUUAAAUUAUGUGACCAACUGAAGCCGACGAGCGCGGCACCGCCGUCGCCGCGGGGUCACCGACCUGCCACAACUUAUUAUUUCUGAAACUAUUUGGGCUCGUCAUAGAUGACCCAAGUAGAAAGUCCAGUCCAAAAAGCAUUUUCAUACAAAAAAUAUUUUAUGAGAAUCAUUUUCUGUGGAACCCAAAGUCUUAUUUAUCUUCUACACAUAUUUUUGAAGUCCCCGACUACUGAUUAAUUAACAUUUGUAGGAGUUUUAAAUUUAGGUAGGGUAGAUAAAUAUAGGGUAUUCUACAUUAUUCAAGAUAAAUGUAAGUUAGGUUUUCAAGUCUGCGCAUUGAGAGAGGGUAAAAAAUGAAUUGGGGUGAUAGCUGGAAUUGUAACUGCGAGUAUAGCGAGGAGCAAGGAGAUACGAUGCAGGGCUCGUGAACAUUUAUAUUUUAUUUUAGGUUAACAGUAUUUUGACGUAUAAACUUUGUUCCUUCUUAUGACUUCGACUAACUCUUUCAGUUGACGAAUUCGUAGUUCACAAAAUGUUUUUUUCUCUACUGCACCAAGCAGAUUUUAUUAUUCUUAUAUAUGAUUAUAUAGAUAAGUUGUUACUUUAUUCUCUUAAAAUGUCGCAAUAUUGUAAAAUUGCAGUGACAAAUGUUUUUGAGUCUCAUUAUUAUGAUUGUUUUCAGUAUUCUGCAUUGGUAUAAUGUUCAGUUGUAUCAGCUAUAUAUUCAAAAAGCAAACUCAUUUAUGCCUCACAUUUUUAUAUAUUAAAAUAUUAAUUUUGUAAACCGUAAGAGCCGUUUGAAUUUACUAUUUAUGUCAAUAAAGAAAACUUGACGAAA